This is a messenger RNA of Podospora pseudopauciseta, 165 nucleotides long. RefSeq lists its product as uncharacterized. The transcript has a single exon. NCBI's taxonomy places the organism in Eukaryota, Fungi, Ascomycota, Sordariomycetes, Sordariales, Podosporaceae. The record is from RefSeq and is a predicted model, not a curated record. The coding region runs from base 1 to 165 and encodes 54 amino acids.
AUGUUCACCCUUCUCACCUGUAAGACCGGCAAUAUUUACAAAUACACAUUCUCCCCUCUCAUAUUUAUUCUCUCUCUCUCUCUCUCUUGGGAAUCUUCAAAAUACCCGAUCUCUCAUUGUUUUGUUCACUCGCCCCCUUCCCCUGCACCCUCCCCCAACAGUUAA